This is a messenger RNA of Volvox carteri f. nagariensis, 1302 nucleotides long. RefSeq lists its product as uncharacterized. Gene Ontology annotation, molecular function: methyltransferase activity. Bases 1 to 1302 code for a protein of 433 amino acids. The transcript is spliced from 7 exons. The record is from RefSeq and is a predicted model, not a curated record. NCBI's taxonomy places the organism in Eukaryota, Viridiplantae, Chlorophyta, Chlorophyceae, Chlamydomonadales, Volvocaceae.
AUGCAAGCAUACAAGUUUGUCGGCACUACCGGCGUACUGAGAGCCUCUGCACGGCAUUUCCUCAAGAGCUUCUAUCUGCGUUUUGCCUCGACCACAUUUCAGCGAUACUCACUUUCAGCCCGAGAAUCUUCCGCACACCCAACUGACUUGCUUCCUACGGAUUUCGCCUCCGUCCCAGCGAUAUCAUCAUCAAAUACCGCCUUAUCGUCCUCCGCAGUCGCCGCCGAGCCUACUUGCGACGUCUCCAGCGACGCCGACGGCGGCGCUGGCCCCGGCCUAGGCAGCCUUCGUGAUGCUGCCGCUGUCUCCGCUGCCUCCGCCGCGGAGGAAGGCCCGCUGCCGCCGGGCUUGUACGUCAUUCCCACACCAAUUGGCAACCUGCGCGACAUCACUCUCCGAGCCUCUGACACGCUGCGCCGUGUCAAUCUGCUGCUAGCAGAGGACACCCGCCACACACGCAAGCUGCUGAACUUCCUGGGCAUACGGCACCUGGAGGUUCUUAGCUGCCACGAACACAAUGAAAAACAGCGGCUGGCCAGGGUGAUGCAACGGCUGCAGCAGGGGGAGCCCGUGGGGUUGGUUAGCGACGCGGGCAUGCCGGGCAUCUCUGACCCCGGUCAUAUCGUGGUGGCGGCGGCGGUGGCGGCGGGUGUGCGGGUGGUGGCGCUGCCGGGGCCGUGCGCCUUCGUGACGGCACUGGUGGGCUCGGGACUGCACACGGGGUCCUUCACCUUCGCGGGCUUCCUGCCACCAAAAUCAGGUGCGCGGCGCCAGGCGCUGGAGCGCCUUGCCGCCCAGCCCGGCACCCUGGUGCUUUACGCGGCCCCCCACGGCCUGGCCGCCGUCCUGCGGGACUGCGUGGAGGUGCUGGGGGGCAGUCGCCGCUGCUGCGUCGCCCGGGAGAUCAGCAAAGUGCAUGAGGAGUACUUUAGGUCGACACUGGAGGGUGCGCUGCGGGAGUUUGGGGAGGUACGUGAGGCACGCGGGGAGAUCUGUCUGCUCAUAGAGGGCUGCGGCGGGCCGUUGGGGCUGAGGACAACUGCUUCGUCGGCGGAAGGCGGUGCUGGAGCUGGUUUCGGAACCGGAGCAGCGGCUGCUGCAGCGGGUGUUGGUUCUGGAGCCAUAGAGCGGGUGCUGCGGGAGCUGCUGGAGGCGGAAAUGCCCGUGUCUGCGGCGGUGAAGGAGGUGGUGGCCAACCUGGGGGCCAACAAGAAGGCCGCAUACACCACAGCGCUGAGACUCAAAGAGCAGCUCGCACGCAAGACCGACACAACCCCGACUGACGACACAACGCCGACGUGA